AUGAACUUUAUUCCUACCGACAACUCGUCGCUCGACCGGAGCUUCCUCAGCGCGGAUAUUGAGGAGGUCAUCGGGGCCUUGACGAUGCAGGAGAAGAUUAGUCUGCUGGCUGGGAAAGAUCGGUGGUCGACGGUCGAUAUCCCCCGGCUCAAUAUCCCGAGCGUCAAGGUCACGGAUGGGCCAAAUGGUGCUCGAGGCGGUAGUUUCUUCAAGAUGAUCCCCGCCGUCGCCAUCCCCUGUGCAUCUGCACUCGGCUGCACCUUCUCCCCUUCGCUCAUGCACGAGCUCGGCUCCCUCCUCGCCACUGAGACCCGCGCGCGCAAGUGCGUCUGCCUCCUCGGACCGACCAUCAAUGUCCCGCGCAAUCCGCUCGGCGGGCGGACCUUCGAGCAAUUCUCGGAGGAUCCGACGCUCACUGGCUACCUCGCCGCGGCGUACAUCAACGGUCUGCAGGAUGGGGGGAUCAGUCCCACUAUCAAGCACUUUGUGGGGAAUGAGCAGGAGCAUGAGCGGAAUGGGGCGGAUAGUAUCAUUCCGAUGAGGGCGUUCAGGGAGGUCUAUCUCAGGCCGUUCCAGAUUAGUCAGAAGUUGGCGAAGCCGUGGGCGUACAUGACCAGCUACAAUAAGGUCAACGGGACGCACUGCUCCGAGGACCCCUGGCUCAUCAACACCCUCCUCAAGAAGGAAUGGGACGCCGGAGAGAAUCUUUUCGUCAUGUCCGACUGGUGGGGAACCUACUCGAUCGAUCUCGCCAUCAAGGCGGGGAUGAGUCUGGAGAUGCCUGGUGGGAGCGGUGUGUACCGUCAAGAAGCUCUCGUGAUGCACCAGCUCAAGUCCCACAAGUUGCUUCCCUCCCAUAUCGACAAGCUCGCCACGUCGGUCCUCAAGUGGGUCCAGCGUACCGCCAAGGCCAAUGAGGAUAUCGUCUACUCGUCGGAUCUCGCCGAGUUUACCCGUCCCCGGACUGACGCGGACGCGGACCUUACUCGUCGCGCAGCUACGGAGAGUAUCGCCCUGCUCAAGAACGCGGACAAUGUGCUUCCCCUCGAGAAGACUUCUGGCUCGACUGCACUCAAGGUGUGCGUGAUCGGCGCCAACGCCAAGGAGCGCGUCGCGACUGGCGGCGGGUCAGCCCAGUGCCGGACCUCAUGGUGUCAGUCCCCAUGGGACGCCCUCGUCUCCCAGAAACCGGACGGUAUCGACCUCUCCUACUCCAUCGGCGGCUACAUCUCGAAAUACCUCCCCCUCCUCGACUCGUCCUUCACCCGCCUGGACGGCUCGCCCGGGUUCGACCUCAAGCACUACCCUAUCCUUCCGGACGGAACGCAAGCCCCCCAGUCCGUCUGCGAGGACAGCCACGAUCUGUCCGAUAUGUUCAUGUACGACUUUUACCACCCCCGGCUCGGUCUCCACUACUUUACGGAGAUCCACACGGUAUUUACCAGCCCGAUCGACGGGGACUACCAGAUCGGCUUCUGUAUUACCGGCCAGGGGUGGUUGUGGGUCGAUGGGGAGCUCAAGAUUGUGAAUGCGACGGCGGAGGAGCAGGAGCAGGGGACGGCUUUCCUGGGGUAUGGUGCGGCAGAGGCGAGUACGGUGAUUCAGGUCAAGAAGGGCCAGAAAUACCACGUCAAGCUGCUCCACGACACCCGGCUCCCACCUGGGUCCAAGCGCGGCAAGGGACCUAUCGUCCGGCCUGGAAUCAGGCUCGGCGCCAGACCUGCUGUCGAUGCCGACGCCAGUAUCGAGGCUGCGGUCAAGCUCGCAAAGGAGUCGGACCGCGCGGUGCUAGUCGUGGGUCUCAAUGCGGACUGGGAGAGUGAGGGCUUCGACCGCCCUACGCUGUCUCUUCCGGGCAGAUCCGACGAGCUCAUCUCCCGCGUCGCCGCCGUCAACCCCAACACCAUCGUCGUCCUCCAGACUGGCUCUGCCGUCUCGAUGCCCUGGCUCUCCAAAGUCAAGGGUGUCGUACACGCCUGGUACCUCGGAAACGAAUGCGGUGCGGCCAUCGCUUCCAUUCUGUACGGUACCGCCAAUCCCUCGGGCCGACUGUCGCUCACCAUGCCCGCUCGCGAGGAGGAUAUCCCGUCUUACCCCGACUUCAAGUCGGCGCGGACCAAGGUGCACUACACCGAGGGCGUAUGGGUCGGGUACAAGCACUACAACAUGCGCAAAAUCGCCCCUCUCUUCCCGUUCGGCCAUGGGCUCAGCUACACCACCUUCGUGUAUGCCGAUCUGAAGCUGGUCGGGGCGGAGAAGACCAAGCUGGCGGAUGAGUGGUCGGCGAGCGUGGAGGUUACGGUGAAGAAUACGGGAAGCAGGGUGGGGAGUCACUCGGUACAUGUCUACCUGUGCCCGCCUAAGGAGACGGAGACGAGUCUGAAGCAUCCGGAGGCGGCUCUGCAGGGGUUUGAGAAGGCGUAUAAUAUCCAGCCGGGAGAGAGCAAGAAGGUCACGGUCAAGCUUGACAAGUAUGCCAUCUCGCACUGGGACGACCUGACGGAGCGGUGGAUGGUGGAGAAGGGGACUUGGACGGUCAAGAUUGGGACGGACGCGCAGACCUUCUAUGGUGCCGAGACGUUCGAGGUGGGGCACGAUAUGCCUUGGGUGGGGUUAUAG
Messenger RNA from Dioszegia hungarica, 2619 nucleotides. Its product is annotated as putative beta-glucosidase. Gene Ontology annotation, biological process: glucan catabolic process. Gene Ontology annotation, molecular function: beta-glucosidase activity. Lineage: Eukaryota; Fungi; Basidiomycota; Tremellomycetes; Tremellales; Bulleribasidiaceae. The coding region runs from base 1 to 2619 and encodes 872 amino acids. The record is from RefSeq and is a predicted model, not a curated record. The transcript has 9 exons.